Molecule: messenger RNA, 5505 nt
Organism: Iphiclides podalirius (scarce swallowtail)
Lineage: Eukaryota; Metazoa; Arthropoda; Insecta; Lepidoptera; Papilionidae
Source: the annotation of a GenBank genome assembly
AUGGGAAUUCUGAUUAAACUGGCUAUAUUGCCAGUUCUACUGGGUUUCGUAAUAGCCGAUCUCCCGCUAGAUUUCGACGAGCCAUUUUCACGAUUAGAAACCAAAGAUGAUUCUGAGACCAUUUACCGUCUACCAGAGGACCUCGAUCCCAUCCAUUACGAUAUCGAAAUAACACCGUAUUUUGAAGCCACUGCAAAUAGGGAAGCGUUCACUUUUGACGGUGAGGUUACGUUAUAUGUAAGGACCACAAAGAGCGGUAUCAACUCAUUGAUAGUCCAGGAGAAUGUUCGCGAAAUUUUAUCUGUCACUCUUACCAACGCAUGGGGAAUGCCAAUGGCAAUUAAUGCAACCAAUCCCUUUGAACGUCUUCGUCAGUAUCAUUUCUUAAAAGUCAACUUACAAGACGGUGUGACUUUGGAGUACAAUCGUGUUUACAAAUUGAUAAUUACGUACUUGGGGAAUAUCAAUGAAACACCGCUGUCCAGAGGAGUGUUUAGAGGAAGUUACAAAGGGAGCGAUGGAAGGCUGCAUUGGUAUGCUGCAACUCAUCUACAGCCAACCAAUUCUAGACAAGCAUUUCCCAGUUUUGACGAGCCUGGAUUCAAGUCUAGUUUCAAAAUUAUCAUUAAUCGGCCGGCGAAUUUUACGGAAACUUUCUCAAACAUGAGGAUUGAAACAUCGACGCAGAUAGGUGAUCGGGUGAAGGAAACCUUUCAGACAACUCCGAGAAUGUCGGCGUAUCUGGUGACAUUCCAUAUAAGCGAAGAGUUUAGAGUUAUAGCAGAUAAUAAUGAUGUAGAAAGGUCUUAUCGCAUUCUCGCGCGUCCUAACGCUCAGGACCAAGGAGCGUAUGCUUUAGAAGUUGGCCCUCCACUAACUCGAUGGCUUGAAGAUUAUUUGGGCAUAGACUACUACACGAUGGCACCAUACAUGAAGAAUGAUCAAAUCGCUUCUCCAGAUUGGGCAUCAGGCGCUACUGAGAAUUGGGGUCUAGUAACCUAUAGGGAGGUCCGCCUUUUGUAUGAAGAAGGCGAGACCAAUGCCUUAGACAAAAAAUAUAUUGGUACAAUCACAGCCCACGAAUUGGCACAUAAGUGGUUCGGGAACCUCGUGACUUGUAGAUGGUGGGAUAACGUUUGGAUAAACGAAGGAUUUGCUAGCUAUUUCGAGUAUUUCGCUAUGGAUGCGGUGGAUCCUUCAAUGGAGUUAGAAGAUCAGUUCAACGUAUUUUAUUUGCAAAGUGCACUUUCGGUGGACGCUUCUGCGUCGACGCGAGCUCUCCAGCACACGGUGAAUUCACCGGCUCAAGUUACGGGACACUUCACUGGUAUUAGCUACUCGAAAGGGGCAUCUCUGCUUUUGAUGCUUAAACACUUCCUUACAGAAAACACUUUCAGGAAGGCUUUGAACUACUUUUUGGUUGACAGGGCCUACGAACACGCCUUCCCUUCAGAUCUCUAUAGAAGUUUCGCAAGAGCCGUCGCCGAAGAUUCCGUCUUAGACAGUAGCGUAAAUAUUACUGAAUUUAUGCGCUAUUGGGUUGAGGAACGUGGAUACCCAGUACUCAACGUGGAACUUAACAGGGAAACCGGGCUGAUUAACCUAUCUCAGGAACGUUUCUUCAUCAGUGCUACUACUGAGCCCACCGACCAAGCUUGGCCAUUGCCUCUCACCUACGUAACAUCCAAUAACCCUAACUGGAACAACCUUCGAUCUUCACAUGUCAUGACCGGAAAGUCCUAUCAGAUUCAGGAAAGGUCUGGUCUCGAAUGGGUUAUUUUCAACGUUAAACAGAAAGGUAUUUAUCGUGUCAACUACGAUGUGAACACUUGGAAUAGGCUUGCUAGUGUCCUGAAGGAAAAUUAUGCAAGCAUACAUCACUUAAAUAGAGCUCAGAUUGUUGAUGACGUUUUCGCACUCAUGCGGUCGGAGAGAAUCACUUUUAACCUUGGUUUUCAAGUCCUCGAGUUCUUAAAAGAAGACACAAACUUCUUUGUGUGGUAUCCGGCUAUAAGUGGAUUUACCUGGUUAAGAAAUCGAUUCUUGCAUUUACCUGACACAUUGGCAGAGUUCGACGCAAUCCUUUUGGACUACUUAGACGCAGUGAUCAAUAACCUCGGCUAUAACGUGAGAGCCAACGAGCCCCUUACAACAACUUUAAAUAGAUUCUUCAUAUUAACUUUCGCUUGCAAUAUUGGCCAUGAGGGGUGCGUCCACGAUGCUGUUGAAAAGUUCGCCGCAUUGAGAGUAAAUGGAUUCAGCGUCAAUCCUAAUCUACGUAGACACGUGUUCUGUGAGGGUCUUAGAAACGGUGGCUACGAAGAAUGGCGGUUCCUUUAUCAGCGACGAAUAAACUCCAACAAUCAGGGUGAUCAAGUUGCCAUGCUAAGAUCUUUGGGUUGCACAACCAACGAUAGGGCCAUCCAAGAAUUCUUGGAGAUGGUCCUUAGUGACGACGUAAAAGCUCAAGACAGAGUUAAUGCUUUGACUUUCCUCUACAUGGGUCAUCGGGACAGCGCGAAAGUUGCUUUACAGUUUAUAAAGGAGCGAGUGCAUGAAAUAAGAAAUGCAGUCGUUUUAACAACAUGGUUCCAGAACGUCCUGAGCAAUUUGGCCAGUUACUUAGAUGAGGAAGGACUUCGAGAUAUGGAAGCGUGGCUGCGGGCGAACCAGUCGGCCAUACCUGAGUUCCAGAGUGGGUUGACUGCCAUCGCUUCCGCCCGCGCAAGCAUGCAAUGGGGCACAGAAAGGGCGAACAUGAUAUUGAGGGCUGCUCGUGGCUCCGCGUUUGUUGCGCUGCCAACUCUGAUGAUCAAACACGUAAGCGAUGAUUCGUUACGUGUUAUUAGCCGCGACGAUAGGGCUUUCACAUUCGACGGCGAAGUGAAUAUAAAAUUCAGUACCUCUGCUAAUAUAUCCCAGAUCAAAAUACAUUCGGAGGGCCUGAAAUUCACCUCAAGUAACAUAACUUUGACCACGGAUAACGUGAUAAUCAACCUCGACCCAGCGGAUGCUCUCAGUUUCGACGAAAAGUACACAUUCGCUAUUAUAAACCUACUAGACGAAUUGAAGACUGGUACUGAAUAUAAUUUGAAUAUUGUGUACGAGGGCCCUAUAAGGACCGACUUGAAUGGAUUCUACAGGAAUUAUUAUUACGAAAACGGAGUUAAAAAAUGGUUGGGAGCGACCCAGAUGGAGCCAACGCACGCGAGGAAAGUAUUUCCGUGUUUCGACGAACCUGCUUUGAAAGCCAUUUUCACGUUGACCAUUGACAGGCCAGCUAAUUAUCAGCCCACUUUGACGAAUACUGAGUUAAAAGAGAUGUUUGAAAGGCCCAAUGGCAUAAUACGAGAAGUAUUUUACCCGACUCCAAGGAUGUCAACAUACCUCGUGGCCUUUUUGGUUUCGGAGUUCGAGGCUGGGAACAUCACUAAAGGGCCGCAAGAGUUUGGGGUCUUCACUAGACCGGAGGCGAAGAACCAAAGCGCAUACGCGUUCGACUUUGGCCGUAGAGUCGUGACCGCCUUAGGAGCCUACUUUGGAAUAGACUACUACUCCACUAACAACAACCUUAGGCUAGACCAUAUCGCAUUACCUGAUUUUAGAGCCGGUGCCAUGGAGAACUGGGGCUUAAUUAAAUACAGGGAGGCGCUACUGCUCUACGUACCCGAAGAUUCCACGCCGUAUUAUAAGUACAGGGUAGCCCAAAUAGUUGCACAUGAAACAACACAUAUGUGGUUUGGAAACUUGGUGACAUGCCACUGGUGGAGCAAUACUUGGCUGAAUGAAGGAUUUGCAAAUUACUUCCAAGAUUAUAUUACGGCCCUGAUCGAGCCUGAUGUAGGAUCAGCUGAUAUGCUAGUGAUAGGAUCAGUGUACUCGGCUUACGAAGCGGAUCAAACGCCGGACUCUGCUCCCAUCACCAACAAUAACGUGAACUCUCCAGCUGAGAUCAGCGGUCACUUCGGUACUGUUACGUAUCAAAAAGCGGGCUCGGUCAUAAGAAUGGUACACCAUUUGUUGGGCGACAACGCUUUCAAGUAUGGCCUGAGCUCUUAUUUGCGAGCCAACGAAUUCAGCGUGGGCUACCCUGAAAAAAUGUACACUAGUCUUCACGAAGGAGUUCUCACCUUCAACGCAUUAUCUGCUUAUCCGGAAACCGACAUUACUACUGUUAUGAGCUCUUGGAUUACCCAAGCAGGUCAUCCGAUAUUGUCAGUACACAUAAAUUAUGAUGAAAAUAAAAUCACCCUUACUCAAAAAAGGUUUUACGUCAACUCUACGAGUGAGUCGGAUGAGUUGUAUAAGAUACCGAUAACCCUAACAACUGGGCUGUCACCAAAUUUCGAAAAUACCAAGCCAUCGUUUAUAAUGCACAACAAAACCGAGACAUUCGAUGUGCAGAUAAGGAGCACUGUACGUCACUGGGUCAUUUUCAAUGUACAGGAGACGGGUUUAUACAGAGUGAACUAUGAUGUUGAAUCAUGGAAGUUAAUCGCCGCUGCUCUUAAGGGUGCUGAUCGUGAAAAAAUCCAUCAUUAUAAUAGAGCAAAAAUUGUGAACGAUUUAUUUGCGUUCCUAUACGCGGACGAAGUAAAUUUCGGACUUUUACACGAUGUUUUGGAGUUUUUAAAAGAAGAAACUGAUUACUCGGUUUGGUAUGCCGCUAUCCACGGCCUUAACAAACUCAGGACUUCAUAUUUUGGAUCUGAUGCUUUAGAAUGGAUCGAGGACUACGCACUUCAACUUGUGGAUAGUAUAAUAAACAAACUUGGGUAUGAAGUAAGAGCGUCCGACGAUUUCGUUACGUUAAGAAAUCGAAUGCAAGUGCUUGAGUUCGCGUGUAAACUGAGGCAUCAAGGUUGCGUAGACUAUACCGUCAAUCUGUUCAAGAAACUAGAAGAUAACGGUACCGAGAUAUCGCCGAGCCUCAGACCUGUAGCUUACUGUAGCGGUCUGCGCUACGGUAAUGGCGACGACUACGAUUUCUUGUGGCUUCGAAUGUCCACAACGAAUGUGGCAAGUGAGGCCCGGAUCAUAGCAGACGCUCUGGGCUGCACAAGCGAUAAGAGUAGGCUGAACAGUUAUCUAGUUUCGAUGCAGAUCACAGACAGCCCAAUACGAACGCAGGAUCUGACGGUGCCCUUGUCGAGCGUACUAUCUAACCACAGCAACGUGCACAUUGCUCUUGAAGCGUUACAGCAAAAUUUUACACUUUGGAAUGAAAUAUACACCACCAUGGAUACAGUGCUGGCAACUAUAGCAACCACAUUGCACUCUGGCGACGACUUCAAAAAGUUCGAAGAUUGGCUAAGUUCGUGCCAGCAGUGCACAGAGCAGGCCUUAAACUCAGCGAAGGGUGCCCUGGCGAAAGCGCGCGCUUCAGCUCAAUGGGCAGAAGACCAUAAGGAAGAUGUCCUGAAAGGGCUAAGAAGCUUCGGAACCUCUGCGUCAGCAUCCUUCGUUGUUAUCGCCAUUGGAUUGCUGAUAACUCUUUGCAUGAAU